Condylostylus longicornis is the source of this 3209-nucleotide messenger RNA. It is a transcript of the gene pcs, whose product is annotated as SH3 domain-binding protein 5 homolog. The coding region runs from base 581 to 2392 and encodes 603 amino acids. Gene Ontology annotation, molecular function: protein kinase inhibitor activity. Lineage: Eukaryota; Metazoa; Arthropoda; Insecta; Diptera; Dolichopodidae. Gene Ontology annotation, cellular component: cytoplasm. The transcript is spliced from 5 exons. Gene Ontology annotation, biological process: intracellular signal transduction; negative regulation of protein tyrosine kinase activity. The record is from RefSeq and is a predicted model, not a curated record.
UUAAGUGACAGCGGUCUGUAAAAUCAUACGAUAAAAAAUAAUAAAUUAAAUUGACGGAAGAAUGUGGUGUUAAUGGAAUGUGAAAGUUUGAUUUUUGUUCGAAGAAAGAAAAAAAAAUAUAAAUUUUAAUUUUUUUUUUUUUUGGUUUGCUACUAUAGAUUUAAUAUAUUUUAAAAUAGUUUUUAAAAAAUUAAAUGAAAAACAGAAUCUUCAAAAUAGAAUAGAAUCAGAAAAGAUGACAAGAAAAAAAUAUUAAUCCCAAUGUUAAAUAUGAGGCUGUAAAUUUUUCUAUUUUUAUUGUUUCUUUCAUCAAAAAAAAAAAAAAAAUAUUAAGGUUUUAAACCUUACUUUAUAUUUUUAGUUUUUUUUUUUAAGAAAUACACUUGUAAAUUAAACAUGAUAAAAUUUAAAAAUUAAUAGUUAAUAUUCAAUAAAAAUAUACAUUGUAACAUAAAUUUUUAAUUAAUAUUAAUUAGAUAAUAAAAAAAUAAAAUAAAAAUAUAAAAUACUCCUAAUUUAAAUUAGAAAAUAAAAAUUGAAAUUUAAUUUGCAAAUUACUGCUAAGGAUUAAACUGUCACAAUGUCAGAAAUUGAUGGAAGUGCUGCUGCUAGUGGUGGUGGUGUUGGAUGUGGUGGAGAUUUAGAUCCCCGUAUACAGGUUGAAUUGGAAAAUCUUAAUACGGCCACAGAUGAAAUUAAUAAAUUGGAAAUUGAAUUAGAGGAAGCUAAUACAACAUUCAAUAUUUUAAUGAAUGAAUCAACACGCCGUUUAAAAUUAUUAAUAAAAAAAUUAGGUAAUUGUAUUGAAAAGGCUCGGCCAUAUUAUGAUGCAUUAGAGAAAUCUCGUGAGGCUCAAAUUGAAUGUCAAGCUGCAGCAGUUAAAUUUCAACGUGCUAAUGAAAAUCAUGCUGCUGCAAAAGAAACUGUUGCAUUAGCUGAACAACGUUUUAUGAGUAAUUCACAUGAAUGGCAAUUUGAUAAUGCAUGGCAAGAAAUGUUAAAUCAUGCCACACAAAAAGUAAUGGACGCAGAAAUAAAAAAAGCUGAAUGUCAUGCUGAACAUCAAAGAAAAGCACAAAUUUUUAAUGCAAUUGAAAUGAAAGUACAACAAUUAGAAGAACGUUAUCGACGUAGUAUACAAAAAUCUCGACCAUAUUUUGAAGAAAAACAAAUAUGUAAAGAUCAACUUCAAACACAAAAAAAUCGGAUUUUAGAAUUAAAAGUUCAAGUAGCAGCAGCUAAACAAACCUAUUCAACAGCUUUAAGAAAAUUAGAACAAAUAAGUGAAGAGAUUCAUAAACAACGUGGUGAUAUCGUUUUAAGUGGAUCACCUAGUAAUUAUCCAAAUGGUUUACCGGUUAAUAGACCACCUCCACCGGGUCCACGGGAACCAGGCGUUGGUGCUGAAUUAUCAUUAGAUUUUAAUUUAGAUUUGGAUAAAUGUGGCAGUAGUGAUGGUGGCAGCAGUAACGGUGGUGGUGAUAAUGAUGAUCUUCCAUCAAUGACUGAUAGUGAAUAUUCAAUACAAACGAAUUCAAGUAAUCAUAAUAAUUCAUUAUCUGGUGUUUCUAUUACUACAACAACAGCAACAAUAAUAACAAAUGAACAACAUUUAUAUAAUAAUAAUAAUAAUAAUAAUAAUAAUAAUAAUAGUAACAUAAAUAGUAAUAAUAUUAAAAAUGAUCUCGAAUCUACUGAUGAUAAUAAUGACAAUGUUAUAGAUUUAGAAGAAAAAUUACGUCAAAAAGUUAAAACAUUAGCUGUUAGACCAGUUGAAGGCGGUGACGGAUGCCAACAACAACAAGAUAAUUGGGAAAUGGAAUUAAAUGCAACUGUCGAUAAAUUAGAUCAUUUAAUGAUGAUGAAAGAAUGUGCUGCAGCUGCUGCUGCUGCAUCGGUAACAAAUCUAAACACAACAUCAAUAAAUAAUUCUUCUAUUAUAAAUACAACGCCAAACACAAUUAAUAAUUAUAUUAAUCAUAAUAAUGUGAUCAAUAAAAAAUCUCAAGAAACACAAACUCCAACAAAAUUAACAACAUCUGGCAAUAAUCAUAUUAUUAAUUCAUUAACACCGCAUUUAUUAUUACAAAAUAAAUUCUAUUUAUCAAAUAUAUAUGGUAAUAAAAAUAAUAAAAUAAAUAAUUUUAAAACAGAAAUAUCUAUAACAGCAAAUGCUACACCCCAAUCAAUCAGUAUUGAUAAUUUAAAUAUAACAAACAGUUUGCCAGGAACACCAGAAAAAAUUUCAUCUAUAAAAAAAUUGAAAAAAUUAGAACCACUACCAUCAGUUAAUGUAUCAAUGAGAGAACUUCCAUUAUUAGCUGGUCUAUCAACUGAAGUUAUUGAUAAAGGUAUUGGUUAUACAAAGCAAAGAAGAAGAUCAUUAGAAUAGAAAUUUUCAAUUAUUAUAUAUAUUUAAUAGAAUUUAUAUUUAAUAGAACAAAAUAUUCAAUAGAAUUGAAAUAAUAAUGCAAAUUUUUUGUUUGUGUUAUUUUCUUUUUAAUUUCAAUUUUUUUUUGUUUUUUUUUUUUUUCUCUAAAAUGAUAUUAUUUGAUGAAUUUCAAUUAUCAAAUUUAUUUUAAGAAAGCUUCCAAGUUUUACAAAAACAUCAUACAUAUUGUAUAGUUUCGUAGUAUAUAAGAACUGAAAUUAAAUUUUCAAUUUAUAAAAACAAAAAACAACAGAAAAAAAAACGUUUUAAGGUAAUGAAUUCAAGAAAGAAUAACUAUAAAAAUAAAUAUUAUUAAAAUAGAAAUUUUAUUUAUUAGAAGAAAAAACAAACCUCCUGUAAAGUCCCCCCCUCCCACUUCCUCCUAAAAUCAAUUGACACAUAUACAAAAAAAAAAUAUAUAAAUAAAAGAAAAUUAAAUAAUUAAAAUUUUAAAUAGUUUCUAAUUAUUAUAGUUUAAAAUUUAAUAGAACCUGCGUUAAAUUAAAAAUAAAAAAAAAAAAUUAAAAUUGUAUCAAUCAAACCUGUAAACAAUUGUAUGGUUGAAUAUACAAACACACAUACACCAUAUAGAUCAAUAUGCAUUAUUAUCUUGACAUAACAAAACUAUCUUUGUUAUGCUGAGAUAUUUUUAUUAAUAUAAUAUAAAACAAGUAAUUUUGCUGAAUUCAGCUAAAUAUUAAAACUGUAAUGUGAUUUCAAAAAAAAAAAUUAAAUAAUUUUAUUAUUUAAAAACAUGAAAAGCUCGAAUUAAAUGUUA